AUGGAGUUCGACAAUAAAUAUCUACAGCAAAACCUGGUCCAAGCAUUGCCGCUAGAGCUGGGACUGCAAGUCAUCGGGAGCUGUCUAGGAUAUGCUUUCGCUCAAUUCAUGUUACCAGAGGCACAGAGAUGGAUCACAAAAACUCAUCUUUGGUGUUUGAUAGCAGUUCAAGUCCUGAAGACAGCGUUUGUCAUCUCUUCGAGUGGUCAUGAUUCAAAUCACAUCACGUACAAAACUGCACCAAAAGACACGAAUUGGAUGUUUGUUGGCCCUGAAUUUCACUCUCUUCACCAUGUCCACCCGGAUCGAUAUUUCGGCUCAUUUGUCAAAUGGUUUGACUGGGCUUUUGGCACAGCUUAUUCGCUCCGUGGCAAGCGAGUUGUUUUGACAGGAGCCAAUGGAGCUUUUGGCCAAGCGAUCAUCGCUGAGCUAGAAUGCGAGGGAGUUCGGAGCAUUCACACAUUGGACUUUGGGUCUCAUUGGAAAAAUCCUGAUUUUGAGAGCGUGAAGCCAGUCUUUUCAGAAAGUGACAUCCUGAUCCUAGCGCAUGGAUCAAAGGACCGGAAUGCAGUUGAUUCCAACCGUGACUCAACAGUUGAGCUUGUGCGGCUAUUCCAACAGCACAGCAAGGCAAACAAAAAUACUGCGCAGCUCCCUGAAGUAUGGUACAUUGGGAGUGAGAAUGAACUUGACCCAUCUUGGGGAAGUUCUGAACUUCAAGGAUCCUCUACCUCCAAGCGCACAUUCCUCCCACAUGCUCGAUCUUUUUUCGACGACCCGAAUAUGCUGUAUCGCCAUGUCGUCCCAUCUUCAUUCGAGUCAUCUAACGAGCAUGGAUUUGUCUCGGCAACCUUGGCAGCCAAAGUGACGAUGUGGUGGAUCCGACGCGGUGCACGUUACGUUCCUGUAACAUACACUGGCAUUGCAUAUCUAAAUUAUGUCAAAUUUAUGUGGUGGACUCCCUAUGCAGAGACUCUGCACUGA
Messenger RNA from Penicillium brevicompactum, 984 nucleotides. RefSeq lists its product as uncharacterized. The record is from RefSeq and is a predicted model, not a curated record. Lineage: Eukaryota; Fungi; Ascomycota; Eurotiomycetes; Eurotiales; Aspergillaceae. The transcript has a single exon. The coding region runs from base 1 to 984 and encodes 327 amino acids.